Messenger RNA from Hevea brasiliensis (rubber tree), 750 nucleotides. RefSeq lists its product as uncharacterized. The coding region runs from base 144 to 509 and encodes 121 amino acids. The transcript has 5 exons. The record is from RefSeq and is a predicted model, not a curated record. Lineage: Eukaryota; Viridiplantae; Streptophyta; Magnoliopsida; Malpighiales; Euphorbiaceae.
ACAAGGAAAAAAAAAAGAGCAGACAAGACGGCAGCGUUUCCUAGUGGACAAUCAAUUACCUAGUCUAUUGUCCUCCAAUUUCUGGUUAGGCUUGAGAAGGUCCACCCAUUUGUUGAGGAGGAGAUCCGUGUCUCUGUGCGAUAAUGGCAGGGCCAGGAAGCUCCAUGUUGUAUUCUAUUCUUUUGUUCAUUGUCAUUCUCUCGCUUCAAGAGAUGUAUCGAGGCAAGUUAGCAUCAACAGAGUUGUUUACCAUACUUGGAGGCUUCAUCAGUUCUUUCCUAUUUCUUGUGCUGCUAACAUUCAUUGGGAAUUUCCAGGAAACAUGUGGCAUGAAGACUGGGUGGGGCACAGUGGUAUUAGCAGAAGCCAUUGCUCUGAUUGCGGCUGGCACUGUUCAUCGUGUUUGCAUCACAACAUGUUUCUUGUUCUCAGUGGGACUACUGUACGAGGUCAACAAGCUUUCAGGGAUGAUACUUUCAAAAAGUGAAUCUAAAACAAGGAGGCACUAGGGGGGAUGCUAUUAUUGCUUUUCUUUUAAAUUAUGACCUGCUGAUCUUAAGUUCUGUUCUCUCGCCAGCCUUUGUCAAGUGAUUGUGAGAUUUAUUAGAUAUUUAUCAACAAGGCUGACUUUGAAACUAGUCACUUGUAGGGUACCAAGAAGAUGUUGGAUAAUCUUAUUUUCCUGCUUUCUUCAAGGGAAAAAAUAGUUAUUUUUUUAAUAAUAUUUUUGCUUCUGAAACAUUUUCUGCU